Molecule: messenger RNA, 1341 nt
Organism: Aspergillus chevalieri
Lineage: Eukaryota; Fungi; Ascomycota; Eurotiomycetes; Eurotiales; Aspergillaceae
Product: tRNA-ribosyltransferase family protein
Exons: 8
Coding region: 1-1341 (446 amino acids)
Cellular component (GO): cytosol
Molecular function (GO): tRNA-guanosine(34) queuine transglycosylase activity
Source: RefSeq, a predicted model, not a curated record
AUGUGCACACUGUUUAAGUAUACCAUUAUAACAGGAUCUUUCAAGUAUAAAAGUGCAUGCUCCGCAGCCUUGCGCGGGGCUCGAAGCAUGGUCAUGUCGACAACAUCAACAACCCCCACGGAGCACACGCCAAUGCCUUCUGCAUUGAAAUUUGACAUCCAUGCCAAAUGCUCUACAACCAAAGCUCGGGCAAGCACACUGCGUCUACCCCAUGGAGCUGUCUCAUUGCCGAUAUUCAUGCCUGUUGCGACGCAGGCGUCCCUCAAAGGUCUGACGUAUGACCAACUGAAGCAGACAGGGUGUAUGCUGUGUUUGAAUAACACGUACCAUUUGGGUCUGAAACCGGGACAGGCUGUCCUGGACAAAGUGAGCGGCGCACAUAAGUUGCAAGGAUGGGAUCGAAACAUCCUGACUGAUAGCGGCGGCUUUCAAAUGGUAUCAUUGCUUAAGCUCGCGAAUGUCACAGAAGAAGGUGUUCGGUUCCUCAGCCCUCAUGAUGGCUCGCCUAUGCUCCUUACCCCCGAACAUUCCAUUUCCCUUCAAAAUUCGAUCGGAUCAGAUAUCAUCAUGCAGCUAGAUGAUGUGAUCGCAACUACAUCACCUGAUCAUGCCAGAAUUGAGGAAGCUAUGGAACGGUCUGUCCGAUGGUUAGACCGAUGCACAGCAGCGCAUAAAUACCCGGAGAGACAGAAUCUGUUCUGUAUCAUCCAGGGUGGCUUGGAUCUGGAUUUGCGGAGAAAAUGCUGCGCUGAGAUGGUCGCGCGAGAUACCCCGGGAAUCGCUAUUGGUGGCCUUUCUGGUGGUGAAGCGAAAGAGGACUUCUGCAAAGUGGUGGAUACCUGUACCGGGUUACUUCCAGAAAGAAAGCCAAGAUACGUGAUGGGCGUGGGCUACCCCGAAGAUCUGAUCGUUGCAACCGCACUCGGCGCAGAUAUGUUUGAUUGUGUCUGGCCGACGAGAACAGCGCGAUUUGGCAAUGCUGUUACCCCGAAUGGUAGCCUCGACCUUCGGCAUUACUCCUUCGCAGACGACUUUGGCCCGGUUGUGGAAGGGUGUAAUUGCGCCUGCUGCACGCCUCGAGAUAAGGGAGGAUUAGGGAUUACCAGAGCAUAUAUUCAUCACCUGGCUUCGAAGGAGACUGUCGGCGCUCAUCUUCUCACUAUUCAUAACGUUCAUUACCUCAUUGCCCUCAUGGGGUCUGCCCGACAAGCUAUCAUUGAAGAUAGAUUCCCUGCUUUCUUGCACGAGUUCUUUAGCAAGCUCUAUGGGGAUAAAUUAAAUUACCCGGAGUGGGUUGUAGGUGCGCUCCGGCGAGUUGGGGUUGAUUUGCUCGCGGAUUAA